GUAGAAUUCACAUAGGUAAAUUAUGUAAAUUACAAUUUAUUGUUCCGUAUGAAAAAUUUAUUUAUCAAUAUAAACUUUUAAAACUAUCAACUUUUUUUGUGUUUAAUAAAUAUAUUGGUUUACAAGAAAAAUAUUUAUUAAUUUCAUGAAAUAAAUUUAUUCACAUAUUCUCAGUGUGCAGUAAUUAUAUUUUCUCUUGUUAAGAAAGAGAUUUCUUUUUAAUUUUUGUUAAUAUAAUGUAUUCUAAAUUAUAUCUAUCUUAUAUUAAGUUAAUGAAAUAUAUACUUAUAUCAUGUGGAUUUUGGCCAUUUGUACCAAACAGAAUAUUAAAAAUUCAUUUAAUCGUUUUGGGCAUCUCUCAUUUUUGUUGGACAACGCCUAUUGUAUUAAACUUUUUUAGAAAUUUGGAUGAUUUUAAUGUUGCUAUUGAAAAUCUUGCCUUUUUUGCUCUUACUCUUUUAAUAUGGGCAACAUAUGUAAAUCAAAGUGUACAUAUGAAACAGUUAGAAGGGCUUUAUUUAAUUAUAUUCGAAGAUUAUGAAAAUGCAAAGAAAAAUACGAAUCACAAAGAAAUCUUGAUGAAAUAUGGAAAAAUAUUAAGAAUAGUAACUACUUGUUAUCUAAUCUAUACAACAUCUAUUUUGAUAAUUUACAUGAGUGAAGCAUGGUUUCAAAAAUUGUUAUUUAAAGCUAUAAUGCCAUCACAUAAAUCUGGACCAAAUAGAUAUUCAAUUGAUUUUGAUUAUUAUUUUUUUAAUAGUACUGAACAUUAUGUAUUAACAUCGGCACAUAUAACUAUUGGUGGUUAUUUUAGUAUUGAGCCUGUUAUAUGUGUUGAUGUGAUAAUUUACAUUGCAGCUACACAUGCUUGUGCAAUGAUUAAGAUUUUGAGAUUUGAUUUAAAACACUUUACUGUCAAUCAAAAAACUGGCGAACGUGUAAAGAGUGAAGUAGAAGUGUUAAAAAAUGUUUCUCGUUGUGUAAAAAAAUAUCAUCGAAUACUUAUAUUCAUCGGUAACAUUAAUAAUUGUUUUUCAUCAUUUUUAUUUGUUACAUAUUUAAUUUUAGGAGCACUGAUAACAUUGUUUGGCUCCUUGAUUAUCCUUAAUAAGUCAAACAAAGUGAUUUUAAUUAGAGGGGGACUGACAAUAAUUGGUCAACUUACACAUAUGUUUUUUAACUGCUAUUGUGGACAAGUAGUAAAAAGUCAAAGUUCUUCUUUAAUAAAUUAUAUGUAUGAAACGGAUUGGUAUAGUGAGUCAUUAAAAGUAAAAAAAAUGAUUUUUGUUAUGAUGAUGGGAGCAAUGAAAGAAUCUAAUAUAAAUAUUGGUAAAACUUUUGUCUUAUCAUUUGAUUUUUAUGCUUCGAUGAUGAAAACAAUGUUUUCUUAUUUAAAUGUUCUAAAUUCUCGUCAAUAUUAAUUGAAAUAAUUUUUGGAAAAAUAUAGAACAGAUGGGAAAUAUUGAUGUCGUCACCAUUGAAAAUAUACAUUUGCC
Messenger RNA from Leptopilina boulardi, 1496 nucleotides. RefSeq names its product odorant receptor 47a-like. The record is from RefSeq and is a predicted model, not a curated record. Bases 237 to 1421 code for a protein of 394 amino acids. Gene Ontology annotation, cellular component: plasma membrane. Gene Ontology annotation, molecular function: odorant binding; olfactory receptor activity. The transcript is spliced from 9 exons. Gene Ontology annotation, biological process: detection of chemical stimulus involved in sensory perception of smell; sensory perception of smell. Lineage: Eukaryota; Metazoa; Arthropoda; Insecta; Hymenoptera; Figitidae.